AUGGCCCAGUCCAGCUAUUCUCCGAGCUCGUCCAGUUCUGCUGACACCAGCACCCAUGCCAGAGCGCCCAGCGCCCGCUCUGGUGCCUCUUCGCGCUCGCAGGGCCAGGGCCAGAACAUCUCGAGUCAGUCCGCUUCACCGCAGACGGCGUCGCGGGGCCCACGCAUCUCCCACGCCUGCGAGCCAUGUCGCAUUCGAAAGACAAAGUGCAGUGGAGACAAACCAGUAUGCUCUCACUGCCAGUCCUUCGGAAUCGGCUGUUAUUACGCAAAUAACAAGCGCGACCGCACAAAAGAGGAACUGCAAAAUUUACGCGGGAAGGUGACAAAGUACGAGUCCAUACUCAAGAAGCUGCAACGAACUUUACCACGAAGUAGUCGCGAGGACAUUGAUGACGUUUUGCGACCACAGACUGGACAUUCGCUCGACCCUGCCCAGCCCUCGGAGUCCUCUUUUCCCAAGCAGUCCAGGUUCGAUCUCUCGCGAAAGGCACCUCCGGGCUCUGUCGACACCAAGGCCACUGCCGAGAUUGAGGAUACAUCAGAUUCGGAGCUUGCAGGCGAAGAUCUAGUAUCUGCUGAAGUGGGAUCCACUGGCUCGAUCGAUCAUCUCAACGAAGACAUCAACUCUAUUGGCAUGUCUGAUCCAGAAGGGUAUAUCGGCAAGUCCUCGAGCGUCGACUGGAUCAAGAAGAUAUACGAUGUGGUGUAUGAGGACGAGUCAAACAGCGACGACGACAACUUGUCAAAAUCCGGCUUUUUCGAUUCCACGCUCGCAGACUUCAACGCUUCUUACAAUCUCGAUGAUCUGGAUAUCGCUGUCGACGCAGUAGAUCUGAGCUCGAUGCCACCGCGACACGCUGCAGAUCAACUGGUUGAGUACUAUUUCAAGACAGUCCAUCCCUCGUUCCCAUUCAUUCUCGAGCCCCUGUUUCGCUACCAGUACGAUCUUUUCUGGGCUGGUUAUCUCGACGACCAGAACGGGCAGUGGCUCGCGCUCCUAAACAUCAUCUUUGCCAUUUCCUCCACCGUCGCUCAUAUAGGACGCGCCGACGUUGGAUACAUCGAGCUCGAUCAUCUGCAGUUCUACGGUCGGGCGAAGAUCCUGAAGCCGGAUGUCACUGUCCCUGGUGAUGUGCAGCACAUUCAGUACAUAGCACUCCUGAGCUUUUAUCUCUUUGCGACAAAUCAUCUCAACCGCUGCUAUUGUUUACUAGGCCUCGCUGUACGGCAAGGACAGUCUGUCGGUCUGCAUUUAAGAAUCAAUAGAGCGAAACUCACAGACGCACAAAAGGAAGUCCGUGUAAGACUAUGGAACGCGCUCUAUGUGUUUGAGCGCACCGUCUGCGGUCUCACCGGCCGCCCGUCAAUCAUAACCGAUUUCUCCACCUCCGCCCCGCUUCCAUCCACAAGUGCCGAAUCUGAGAACUUUGACUUUAUUCCCCAGCUGAGCUCGCAGGCCACGUCGAUGACCAAGAAACUGCAAGCGCGGUACUUUCUAAACGAGGUCGAGAUAUCGCGCAUCUUGGGCCAGGUCAUGGAUAAGCUGUACGCACCCGAAAUUGUCAAUUACACGUGGUCUUCGGUCUUGCAUGUUAUUAAAGAUCUGAAUAAUAUGAUUGAUGAGUGGAAGGAGAAUUUGCCUGCGAUUCUCCAUUUAGAUCUCAGUUCUCCUAUUGACUACAGCUCUGAGGAUCUUAUGCUACUAAAGAUGAGAGUCCACCUUCAACUACUAUACUACGACGUCAUUCGACUGAUCAAUAGACCAUGUCUCUGCCGCACCGAUAUCCCAGGCGAGUCCCGAGAGUCGCGCGAAUUCACAACACAAUGUGCGUACCGCGCAAUGGAAGCCGGCCAUAAGACAAUGCUGCUGUUUCCUGAUUUCCGGAGACUCAAGCUCACGCCGUAUGUGUACGAAGCGGUCGUCUGCGUGCUGCCGUGGUGGUGCUCGGUCAGCUAUGCGAUGGGCUCGAUCUCGGCCAUGGUUCUGGGACACAAGAUGGGAUACUCGCCAAAAGGGAUUGACGCCGAUGUGAUCGUUGACGAUCUCGACCGCUUGAGCUGUGUGAUUGCUGCAUACGGUAAUUACAUGGCCUCCACGCGCUGCUUGGAGAUUCUCACAAAUCUGCGCCAGAGAGCUAUGAAACGAAGCCCUUCAAUAUAUCAUGUCCAGCGUGCGCCGCCACCGGAGUUUUCAAGUAACGAUAGCCCCGCUACACUGGCCGCGCAGUUUGGCUCCUCCACUCUGUCAGCCCAAGAAGGCGCCAAUCCGGCACUGACCGUGAGUCCAGAGCAAUAUUACAGCAGCGGCGGACAAAACACGCCGAGCAAUUCGAUGGGCAAUCCCAACAUCUACAGUCCCUACAAUCCCGCGGCCGACGACGGCUCGUCUAUCAGCGGGACCGACCUUCGCUCGCUGCAGUCGCCGGCUAACACCGACGACAUCAUGAUGGCCGGCUCGGACUUCAGAUCCCAGCCUAUGAACUCGCAGCCGAUGGAGCAGCAGCAGUUCUACCACCAGGGUCUCGCGCCUGCUACACAAGUCACCCAAGUAAGCGGGCACACAAUGGCGCUCACGCAACAGCAGAUGAUGCAGAUGCAGCCGGGAACGCACAACCAGAUUACAAGUUAUCCGCAGCAGGAGGUGCCGUAUAUGUCGCAGCUGGGUGGGCCGGAUAAGCAGUCUAUGCAGGCGAUGACUUCUGACAUUCUGUCGUCGGUGCCGCAGCAGGCUUCUGCGUCUGUCAUAACUGAUACGAUGAUGCAGCAGGGUGUGCAGGACGAAGAGAAUACGUUUCCGCCUUCGAGUGGAUUCUGA
Messenger RNA from Myxozyma melibiosi, 2817 nucleotides. RefSeq names its product fungal-specific transcription factor domain-containing protein. Gene Ontology annotation, molecular function: DNA binding; DNA-binding transcription factor activity, RNA polymerase II-specific; zinc ion binding. Bases 1 to 2817 code for a protein of 938 amino acids. The transcript has 6 exons. The record is from RefSeq and is a predicted model, not a curated record. Gene Ontology annotation, biological process: regulation of DNA-templated transcription; DNA-templated transcription. Lineage: Eukaryota; Fungi; Ascomycota; Lipomycetes; Lipomycetales; Lipomycetaceae.